GCGUGUUCUUUCCUUUUCGAAUGAUUGAUUUGCGUCUUCUUCCAUUCAUAGAAUCGUGUGCGCAGGCGCCCGAAGAAGGAAGUGUCACUUAAUAAUUUUUCGGAAACUCCGUCUGCCAGGUCAUGUCAUGUGAUGGCCAUUAUUUGCUCCACAUCAGGGGCAUGCUGGUAGCACAUACGUCAGAGGUACACACACAACCAUGAACUACGUGGGGCAGCUGGCGGAGACUGUGUUUGUGACGGUCAAAGAACUAUACCGGGGCCUGAACCCAGCCACGCUCACGGGGGCCAUCGAUGUCAUCGUGGUGCGUCAGCCCGACGGCAGCCUCCAGUGCUCUCCGUUCCAUGUGCGCUUUGGCAAGCUGGGGGUGCUGCGCUCCAAGGAGAAAGUGGUGGACAUAGAGAUCAAUGGGGAGCCAGUUCACCUGCAAAUGAAACUGGGGGACAAUGGAGAAGCUUUUUUUGUGGGGGAAAAUGAGGAUUUUGAGUCCAGAGUGCCAGCCCACCUCUGUACGUCGCCCAUCCACAUCGAGCUGCUGGAGGUGGCCGAGGAAACCUUAGAGGGGCUCCCCAGUUCCGGAAGCACGCGAAGGAAAAAGCGGCGGCGAGUACGCAUACGCUCCGACUCCCACCUAAGAGAAGAUGGUAGCUCCUCGUCCGACGAGAGGGAAAGGGAGAGCGAGAGGGAGCAGUCAGGAGAACAGGAGAGCCCCUCCAAAGAAGAGCCCAGCACGCCAAUGCUCGCCAGUAAGUCUGUGUACUUCUCGCUGUCCGAGGAGCCGCAUGAAGAGUUGGUGGCCGUGCAGACCAGGGACGUCCACCCUCACUCUGAUGGAGAGUGGUCCCCCUCAGAGAGGAAAAACACUCACAUGUGUUCUAUAGUCGUCCUUCCUCCCCCCAAGAGUGACUCUGAGCUGCUGGUGAAGCCUCCGGAGUCUUCAGGGCCUCAGAUGCAGUGGAACUGGGGCGGGUUUCCCGAGAUGUGUCCAAUGGAGAAAGGGAGGGUGGAGGUGCAGCAUGUCUCUGCUGGCAUCCACUGCUCGGACAGCUCCCACUUCCGCACCAUCCAGCGGCAGGACUCCUUCGACAUGGGCCUGGAGCCCGGGGUCAGCUUUGUCCGAGAGAGCAGCAGCGUGACGGUGGUGGUCUGGCCCACCCCCUGGACCGUACCAGUGGUCCAACCCACAGAAAGUUCCUGCAUAGACCUGGAGAGAGCCUCCAAUAUGACCCACUCCACCCCGAAUCACCACACCUCAGAGCUCCACUCAGAACCGCUAACAUUGGCAUCGUUAGCGAUGGCUAGCAUCGAAUCGCCCCAAGCCCCAGGACCUAGAAAAACAAAAACGCAGGUACAAGUAGAGACCCAGCAGGCAGGGGAUGAAGUAGCCAAGGAGUCCCCAUCCAACCCGGAGCUGGAAGACUCCAGAAACUCCCUGGCUAACACAAUUAGCAUGGCUAAUGUAGACAACACUGAUAGACAAGCUAGCGAAGAAAGCACAGCAAAUGUUGAAUGUGUUGCUAACAACAUGGUUAGCCAAGUUGAAAACGACUGUAUAGACACACAUAUCCCAUCCAUAAAAGUUAGCAAAGCUGGCGCAGACAGGCUAGCUAGCGACAGCACAGCUGCUGUAGCUAACAAGGCUAGUUUGGCUAACACAACUAGCUGUGCCAGUGCAGCCAACUUAGGUCGCAUUACCACAGAGUAUCUGGGUAGCAGAGCACAACCAGACCAGUACAGUGCCUUUCCAGAACCCAAUGGACAAGGGCCAGAAGUUGUCUUGAGUGAGGGUGACAGAGGGAUUGAGCCCUGCACCGAGGGAGGGGAGGAGAGAGAGAACGGAUCUGUAAUGACGGACAAAGCCACAGACGGCUCCCUGACCAAUCAGGCUGCAGAGAGUGUCGGAGUGACAGACUUGUUAGCCACUGAGGCUCUGGGGGAGGAGCAGUCUAGCUCAGCAGAGCACCAGGACAAGAAGAAAGGUAAACGCAGUCAGCACCUUGGACCCUCCGACAUCUACCUGGAUGACUUGUCUAACCUGGACCCAGAAGUGGCAGCUCACUACUUCCCACCUAAAAGUGAGGCAGAAGGAUGCUCGCGGCUCGGUGCGGAGCAAGGGUCCGGUUCUGGUAACCAGUCUCCCCAGUCGGUGGGCAGUGGGGCCAUGGACAGCGGCACAGAGUACCAGUCCGACUCUACAACCGACCACAUGGACGUUAGCAUGUCCCUCUGCGGCCGCACCGGCCACACCAGUCAAAUAAACAAAGAUCAGUUUAUGGAGCACGUUGUGAACUACCAGGAUUUGGUGAGCAACCCUGGAAUCAUCGAAGAUCCAAACCUGGUUAUCUGCAUCAACUCAAAGUAUUAUAACUGGGCAGUGGCUGCCCCUAUGGUCCUGUCAAUGCAAGUUUUUCAAAAGAAUAUACCAAAGAGUGCCAUUGACCAGCUGGUGAAGGACAAGAUGCCCAAAAAGUCUGGCCGCUGGUGGUUCUCCUGGAGGAGGAAGGACAUGGACACUAACUCAAACCAGACUGGAGAGAACUCUAAGCAGGACCAAGAGGAGGCACAGACCGAGAAUGAUGUCUCAACCUCUGUGUCUGUCACUGGUCCCUCAACAACCAUGCUGGCGACUCUGGAUGACCUGACUAGUGAUGAGGAGGCGGGCCUAGGCAGAGUGGGCAACCUAUCAUCAGAGACCCUAGAGACCAUAAACGCUGCCCAGUGUUUUAGCCAAAUGUACCGCAAGUCCCUACGCCUCACCUCCGAACAGAUAGAGCGGUUGAACCUGCGUGAGGGGGCCAACAAGGUUAUGUUCAGCGUAACUACUCAGUACCAGGGCACCUGUCGCUGCGAAGCCGCCAUCUACCUGUGGAACUGGGACGACCACGUCGUCAUCUCAGACAUCGAUGGCACCAUCACAAAGUCUGAUGCCCUGGGUCAUAUCCUACCUCAGCUGGGGAAAGACUGGACACACCACGGCAUUGCCCGUCUCUACCACAAAAUCCACCAAAACGGAUACAAGUUCCUCUACUGUUCGGCGCGGGCCAUCGGCAUGGCUGACAUCACCAAGGGCUACCUGCAGUGGGUGAAUGACAAAGGCACCAUCCUCCCCAAGGGCCCCGUGCUGCUGGCCCCCAGCAGUUUCUUCUCUGCCCUGCACAGAGAGGUGGUAGAGAAGAAGCCGGAGGUGUUCAAGAUCGCCUGCCUCACCGACAUCCGAGACCUGUUCAACCCCCAGAGGAAGCCCUUCUAUGCAGCCUUUGGCAACAGGACCAAUGAUGCCAAUGCUUAUAAGGAAGUGGGUGUCAGGGACACCAGGAUCUUCACUGUGAACCCCAAGGGAGAGCUCGUCCAGGAGAAGAACAAAGGGAGCAAGUCCUCGUACACUCACCUGAGCGAGCUGGUGGAGCACUUCUUCCCUAUGAUCUCUGAGGAUGGGAGGUCGUCCUCCUUUGACUGCCCCGAGUUCAGCCACUUCUCCUACUGGAGAGAGCCCCUACCACCACUGGACCUGUCUACUCUGGAUUAGACACACACACACACACACUUGCCACUGGAUCUGUCUACUCUGGAUUAGAGACACACUCGCCACUGGAUCUGUCUACUCUGGAUUAGACACACAGCUCGAAUCCCCGAGCUGGCAAGGUAAAAAUCUGUCGUUCUGCUCCUGAGCAAGCCAGUUAACCCACUGUUCCCCGGGCGCCGAAGACGUGGAUGUUGAUUAAGGCAGCACUCAGCACCUCUCUGUUUCAGAGGGGUUGGGUUAAAUGCUUAAGACACAUUUCAGUUGUACAACUGACUAGACAACUGUACAACUGACUGGUUUUCCUUUCUAUCUCUCCUUCUCACUCAUCACUCCUUUUUCUCUUUCGAUCCCUUUCUGAUUCAGAAAUUGUUUUAAUUAAUAAGCAUUGAUGGCCUGGAAUAUUGUAGAUGUGCAAGGUUGUCAUUUAAUAUACUCUGUUUUGUGUCGAUUCAUCUGAUGCAAUUGAAAACUAAAGUGUCUGGCUUUCAGCAGAGAGCAACAUUUAUAGAAAUAUGCGCCGAUGACGCUGCAUUUAACGCAACACUAUAUUCUUCAUAUUGUGCAAUCCUUGAUUGCAAAAAUACAUACUGCACUGGCCAUACCAUAUUGCCAUUAUCCAAAUGAUACUGGCGCAAUGUGCAUUUGUGCUGCUCAAGAAUUCCAUUUUAUAUUUACAUUUUAGUCGUUUAGCACAGGGUUUUCCAAACUUUUUCACUCAGGCCCACCUUUCCAGAAUUCGUGAACAUCCCAAAUACAUUCCAGGGUUGAGUAAAUUGACUGUUUGGGUAAUUGAAAUGGCCAUGAUCUGGACUGAAACACUGCCUUUCUGCUUAUAUAUGAUUUAUAAGCUUUCAUAUUUAAAGGGAUACUUAGGGAUUUGAUCUACUUCCCGAGGGUCAGAUGAACUCAUGGGUACAAUUUGUAUCUCUCUGCGUACAGUUUGAAGGAAGUUGCUAACUAGCGCUAGCACACUUAGUCAGUCGACUGGAUGUCUAUUGAUAUCUGCAAGCACUUUGUCUUCCAAGUCAUUGUGCUAAUGCAAGUUAGUAUUGGCUCACAAAACUACCUCUAACUUUCUUCAUACUGGACACAGAGACAGAAGCUGUGUUCGAAUACCCAUACUAACAUACUACAUACUUAAUGAGUAUAUACUAUUAGUUCAUUUUAGUAUACUGUAAAAUAACGGUAUCCUUCAGUUGAGCGUACUAGCGCUUCCCCUGUCUACCGGAAGUUUUUUGCUGUUGCUAUGCAACCUCUUGCUAGCAAGACAUUUUACAAGUAAAUUCAAUCUGGAGUGCCCGAGUGUGCUCGUAAUUUUUUAGCUUUGUCAGGUUGUCCGUUCAUAAAUUCAGAGCGUUUCACUAUGAGCUUCAGAACGCACACUGGACACUGGCCCGUUCUGACCUCACAAUAGCAGUUAAGCAUCCAAGCUAACUUUCUAGCUACUUCCAGACACAAAUGAAAGAACACCUCACUCUGACCAUUUACUCGCCCUAGCAGAGUCAAUGACUAUACAACUUGGCUAAACUAAGAAUGACGGGAGUAAUCAAGUCACUAAACGUUGGGUAGAUAGUUAGAUAGCAUAUAGUAAAUAUACUGGCAAGUUUGAUGUAUUAGUAGCCAACUAACCUUAAAAAGCUAGCUAACAUACUGGUACAUACUGCUGUAAUGCUAUGCGCUUUUAAGGAUGGUGUAGCUAUUUGAAAAGUAAUUACUUUAUUACAUUUCUCAUUUUCUUAACGUUUGUCAUAAUUAGUUAAAUUUGUAUCCGCUCUCGUUGGACUUCGGCUGCAUAUUUUCUUCAAAUCUGAAAAUGUUGAAGUCACGCCCAUUUUCAGAAUAAUUACAUUAUGGGCCCUUAAGCACGGAAAGAGUGUCCACUGCUUGUAUACUUCGUAUUUUGGCAAAUGUAGUGCGACCACCGGGAACUUUUGGCAUACUAACUAUAUCCAUAUUAUGACCAACAAGCAUACUAUAGUUACGUCACAAAUAGUGCUGUUAGUAUGAGUAUUCGAACACAGCUAUAGACAUGGUAUCUACGAGUUCAUCUGAUUCUUAAGAAGUAGAUAAAUGGCCUCAUUGCCAAAAUGCCGAAGUAUCCCUUUAAUUAUAUUUAGAAAUCUUUUUUUGUCAUCCUAAGUGAUACCAAUUACUCUGUGUAGAGAGACAUUGCAUUGGACCUGAAGAGCCUUGUUGUUGUAUUUUCUAAUGAUCUACACUGAAAAAAAUAUAAACACACAAUGUAAAGUGUUGGUCCCAUGUUUCAUGAGCUGAAAUAAAAGAUCCCAGAAAUCUUC
Salmo salar (Atlantic salmon) is the source of this 5820-nucleotide messenger RNA. The record is from RefSeq and is a predicted model, not a curated record. Lineage: Eukaryota; Metazoa; Chordata; Actinopteri; Salmoniformes; Salmonidae.